AGCAGCUUAGCUGACGUCUUGGCAUGAAUCAAGUGUGGGGCAGCUCCCUUGAAGCUCAAGCUCCCCCCAUCCGCAUGUCCCCGCCCACAUAAGCCAUCUCAACCACAACCCCAACUCCUUUGGAAAAGCAAAGCACGAUGCACUUCGCACACCACACACGCGUCCCCCUCAUCCAGCGACGGAACUUCUACCUCAUAAAUCUCAUGAAAGCCUGGCGAAUCCAUGUAUCGCCAAAGAAGAAAGUGGAAUGGCACUGGGAGUGGGAGGUACGGAAUGGACGGGUCACGAAGAAUCGGAUACGGAGAUGGGUUGACGGUGUUGAGGAGGAGAAACGGGAACUCUCGAGCAGCAGUAAGGUGGACACGAAGAGCAGCGAACAUGAUCAAAAGGUGGACGAUGAGGAAGGGGAAAUCGAUUUUAUCACUAUGAAGAAGAAGGUUCAGCCUCGAGAUACGGGUCCGAUGGUGAUCGUCGAUGAGAGGGGAUUCGAGAAGAUGGCACCGAAGGUCGGGAGUCAAUUGGGGGAUGCGUUCGAGAUGCCGCCCCCGCAGCCUCCGCAGUCACCAAAGACGGGGACAAAAGCGGAUGAUAACGUCGCCUUCGAGAUGCCGCCACCAAUAGUGCAGCCAGCGGAUAUCACCACCAAUACUACAAUCGCGAUGCCCCCUCCGGAGACGGGGCCUACUACCAAUCCCAGUGACGUGGAGGCUGCACCUGUGAAUCCAGAUGUCAUCGCAAAAGCAGAGCCGAUGCCGGGGCCGAAAAGGACGGAUACGAGCGGUCGUAACGACGCGUUUCAGGUGCCGCCUCCGCCGCGUGAACCCAUCCAGCCCAUAACCCACAGGAAGCCCCUCAAUCCUGACAUCGGCGUCCCGCAACCCCGUGGAACGAAGACCGGCCUCUCUGUACCGCCGACAAAAUUCACAUCCACCGAUGCCGCAGCAUGGACCUGGGAGCCCGUCAAUGACCCCACGGGCACUAAAGCUGUUGACGAGGCAUGGCAUUCUAACGAAAGCGUCACCUCCUCUAGACGCCCCACGCCCCCCACUCCCACCCCGCGUCUCGACCAAUCCACCCUCCCCAACGAAGACAUGGACCUCGAGUCCCUGCUCCCCCACCAUAUCCGUGCGUCGAUGUCCCGCCAUACACCAAGCACAUACCCUCCAGCCUCCUCUGCCGCCGAAACCAACACCUGGACCGAGUCCUUCGGCACGCCAUCCGAGCCCACCAGCUACACGACCUUAACACUCGAACCGCUCACCUUCACCGCGAGCACCCACGUGCCCCUCUCUCUCCUCCGCGAGCACACCUCGAGCUUUCUCUCGCUCCCCACCCCACCCCCCGAUGAGAAGGUCUCCUCCACAACACCCGACUCCGAACAGGAGGCGGAGUGGCUCGGCUUCGAUCCAACCCCGGCGACCACCGCAGAAUCAGUCUUCGUCUUCCUCCUGUACCCGUCAUCAUCGCGCCCGUCCUUUGCCCUCACCACAGUUCCCGCCUCCAUACCGACGCCUACGCACGAGCUCCAGCCAACCGAGGCCCUGGAUCUUCUUGUGCACUCGGGAUUGUUCCUCCCCUACCUCCGUGCGGCGAGGGAGGCGGGCGGGUUGCUGGUCCAUGCUAGUACCCAGGGCGCCACAUGGGCUGUGACGGAUCAGGGGAUGGGAUGGAGCGUUGUCCAUAAACUCGAAGCGCUGCCACGGCCGGGGUUUCGUUCGACAUCGGUAAUCCAGGAGGAGGUGGUGGUGAAGCGCGAGAGUCCUGAGUACAGUCGGAGCCAGAGUGACAACGGAAACCUUGCGAAGACAAAGGGGAGGCCUGAGAGAAGUCUAGCCAGGAGGAUGUUUUGGGCGGGUGUGUGGGCUUAAUUUUUGUUUGAAUGGGCAUGCAUACUGGUAUGUAAUGGAGUCUGUUGUCGCUAAAUUCUGUUAUCUCUCCUUUUGGUGGUUCUGUGGAUUUUCUGCGGCGUGAUGGCAUAAGAUUGGACUUUGAAUGCCGGUAUUCUUGAAUUGCUGAUCAACUCAGCCGUAUUUGGGCACAAAUAUCACGUAACAUUUUACUUUACUGCCAAUACGGAUUGCCAUACUGCAUCGCCUCGCCGCCCCGCGGGCCGCGUGUGAUAUUGAGCAACUGCAGCCUCCGCAGAGCUAUUUCAUUCUACGAAUUUUCACUGCCGUCGUCCCGUUCCACAUACAGG
Tricharina praecox is the source of this 2197-nucleotide messenger RNA. RefSeq lists its product as uncharacterized. Bases 138 to 1868 code for a protein of 576 amino acids. The transcript has 3 exons. Lineage: Eukaryota; Fungi; Ascomycota; Pezizomycetes; Pezizales; Pyronemataceae. The record is from RefSeq and is a predicted model, not a curated record.